Molecule: messenger RNA, 1617 nt
Organism: Cannabis sativa
Lineage: Eukaryota; Viridiplantae; Streptophyta; Magnoliopsida; Rosales; Cannabaceae
Product: histone deacetylase HDT1
Exons: 9
Coding region: 156-1043 (295 amino acids)
Source: RefSeq, a predicted model, not a curated record
AAUUUUCCUCAAAUAAAUUUCCAAUGAACAUAAAUAAAUAAAUAAAAUAGAAGAGUAAGAAAAAAAUAGAGGAGAGAGGGAAAGUGGAAUUUGAGACGACCUUCCGCACACAGAAAACAGACUCUGCGUAACGUAACGGCUCCUUUCAUCCAUCCAUGGGGUUUUGGGGUCUUGUGGUCAAAAGUGGGAAGUCUGAAGUGGUUGAACAUGAUGGAUCGUUCUUGCAUAUUGCAAAGGUUUGUCUUGGUGACAUCAAGAAAGAUGCAGGAAGUGAACCUGUUAUACUGACAGCAAAAGUCGGUGAUCAGAAAUUUGUUAUUGGGAGACUUUCACAAAAGAUUCCUCAACUUUCGGUUGAUCUUGUAUUUGAAAAGUCAUUUGAGCUAGCACAUAACUGUAAAAAUGGGAGUGUCCACUUCACAGGAUAUAUAGUUGAAAAUUCCAAUUCUGAGUCUGAGUCUGAUUCUGAUUCUGAGGAUAAGAAUGUGCCUAUAUCCAUUGAUAAUGGUGUAGCUUCUGAAAACUUGCAGUCUGGAGAAGACGAAAAUGUUGCGAAAUCGAAUAAAGUUUUGAAUUCUGGUCAAAGAGGAAGUAGUGGGCCUUGUGGUGAUGAAGAAAACGAUUCAUCAUCUGAUGAUGAUUAUAAUAUUGAGGAUGAAGAGCAGGUCAAUGAUGAUGAGAAAAGCAGUGAAGAUGAGGAUGGAAGUGAUGAUGAAGAUGGAAGUGAGGAUGAAGAAAGUGAUGACAGUGAAGAGGAUGAAGGUGAAGAGAAGAAGGUUGAUAUGGGCAAGAAAAGACCUGCUGAAACUGCUACACCGGCUACUUUUAAGAAGGCAAAAUUGGUAACCCCCGAAAAGACUGACUCAAAGAGUGGGGGCAGUAAAGUACGCAGUCAUGUAGCAACUCCUCACCCAGCUAAACAAGCUAAAACAACUGCAGCUAUAUCUGGGAAAGCUUUCUCUUGCACAACGUGCAACAGAUCGUUUGGCUCAGACAUUGCUUUACAAUCUCAUUCGAAGGCGAAACAUGCUCCGGCCAAAUGAAGCUUAUUCUAGUGUUUGUUUGAGUGAAUUCUAUAGGUUUACCAAUUGCUAUCUAGUUUUAGUAAAAUUUCAAGAUUAGGGGAUUAGAUUUGUUUUUUCCUUCUAGUAAUUAGGAUUCAGCAUCUUGUGCUGAUAAUCACUUGAAGUAAUAUAAAUUUAGUUGAAGGGUAUUUCGGUUUUUGUUUUUUGACAAAAAGCAAAACCGUAAACAGGACCAAACAGUGAUACCAGGGUCACUUUUGGUGGCUGAAAGUACUGCAUCUUGUCAAGUGAAGGAGCUCCAAAAGUCUUUUUAGCCACCAUUGUGCUCAUUAUGGGCUGCCCAGUUGAAGUCUUGUUAAUGUUCACUAAUUCCCAGUAUUGGAUGCUCAUAAUUAGCUCCCUGAAUUUCGUAUGCACUUCUUCGAAAUCCAAAUUUUUGGCUUAGGACUGUUAAACAAUUGUACCACUGUGGUUGCUGUGUCUGAUUGAAUUUCUACAUUAUUGGCUCGUACCAAUAAUUUAUUAGGUUGAAUUGUAUUGUAUUGAAUUGAGUUAUAUAUUAUAUUUUUAUAUGAUAUUAUGUUAAUUUUAA